Molecule: messenger RNA, 3363 nt
Organism: Meleagris gallopavo (turkey)
Lineage: Eukaryota; Metazoa; Chordata; Aves; Galliformes; Phasianidae
Gene: NEK8
Product: NIMA related kinase 8
Biological process (GO): protein phosphorylation; animal organ morphogenesis
Cellular component (GO): cilium
Molecular function (GO): protein kinase activity; ATP binding
Source: RefSeq, a predicted model, not a curated record
GCCGGACCGGUGGCACCCCGGACUGAGAGGCGCAGGCCCUGUUACCAUGGCGACGGGGUGCCUGGGCCUUGUUGCCAUGGCAACGCGAGGGUCAGCCGCUGUGUGGCACCCUGGGGUGGGGGCCUGGCCUCGGCUGUUGCCGUGGUGAUGGGAGGGGGGUGCAUCAUACCUUACUCUGGGGUGGUAACAGGCACUGUUACCGUAGUGACAUGGAGAGACGGGGGGCUAUGCGUCACCUAGGGGUGGUGGCCAGGCCCCGUCCCUCCCUGCUGAGGCCUUGUCCCUACAGCAUCGUGCACCUGUGUCUGCGCAAGGCCGACCAGAAGCUGGUCAUCCUGAAGCAGAUCCCUGUGGAGCAGAUGAGCAAGGAUGAGCGGCUGGCGGCGCAGAACGAGUGCCAGGUCCUCAAGCUGCUCAGCCACCCCAACGUCAUCGAGUACUAUGAGAACUUCCUGGAGGACAAGGCUCUCAUGAUUGCUAUGGAGUAUGCUCCAGGGGGCACACUGGCAGAGUUUAUUCAUAAACGCUGUAACUCCUUGUUGGAUGAGGACACCAUCCUACACUUCUUCGUGCAGAUCCUCCUGGCUCUUCACCACGUGCAUACCAAGCAGAUCCUGCACCGUGACCUGAAGACUCAGAACAUCCUUUUGGACAAGCAUCGCAUGAUUGUCAAGAUUGGAGACUUUGGCAUUUCCAAAAUCUUGAGCAGCAAGAGUAAAGCCUACACGGUUGUGGGAACUCCAUGCUACAUCUCCCCAGAGCUCUGUGAAGGGAAGCCUUAUAACCAGAAGAGUGACAUCUGGGCUUUGGGCUGCGUGCUCUAUGAACUUACCAGCCUCAAGAGGGCUUUUGAAGCUGCGAAUCUUCCUGCCUUAGUAUUGAAGAUCAUGAGUGGGACAUUUGCCCCAAUAUCAGAUAGAUACAGCCCUGACCUGCGCCAGCUCAUCCUUAGUAUGCUGAACCUGGAUCCUUCCAAGCGGCCUCAACUGAAUGAGAUUAUGGCCCAGUCCAUCUGCAUUCGCCCUCUUCUGAACCUCUACACUGAUGUAGGAAGUGUUAAAAUGAGAAGGCCUGAAAAGCCCUUGGCUCCAGUGCAAUCAGUGACACACAGCCGGACGGGGGGACGAGCGAGCAGUGCCAGGCCCAGGGGUGUUCGAGGUGGCUCGGCCAGGACAGGCAUCCCCCCUCCCCUGUCGUCCAUCUACACGUGGGGCAGUGGGAUCACCACCCCGCUCCGUCUGCCCAUGCUGAACACCGAAGUGGUGCAGGUGUCUGCUGGCAGGACACAGAAGGCUGGGGUCACCAAAUCAGGGAGGCUCAUCAUGUGGGAGGCUCCCCCGAUGGGCACUGCAGGAGGCCCUUCUCUGCCAGGAGCCACUGAGCAGCUGCAGCCUCAGUUUGUGUCCCGCUUUCUGGAGGGCCAAUCUGGUGUGACCAUCAAACAUGUGUCCUGUGGGGAUCUCUUCACUGCCUGCCUCACAGACAGGGGGAUAAUCAUGACUUUUGGCAGUGGCAGUAACGGCUGUUUAGGGCACGGAAACUUCACGGAUGUAAGCCAGCCCAAGAUUGUGGAGGCCCUGCUGGGCUACGAGAUGGUGCAGGUGGCCUGUGGUGCAUCUCACGUCCUGGCAGUUUCCAAUGAACGGGAGGUGUUUGCCUGGGGCAGAGGGGAUAAUGGUCGGCUUGGGCUGGGUACCCUGGAGUGCCAUAACUCCCCCCAGCAGGUAGCAGUCCCACCAGAGCAUGAGGCACAGAGGGUCAUCUGCGGCAUCGAUUCCUCCAUGGUCCUCACAGUGAAGAACCAGAUUCUUGCUUGUGGGAGCAACAGGUGUAACAAGCUGGGCCUAGAUCGGAUCAGCUCAGCAGAGGAACCUUCCCCAGACGACCAGGUAGAAGAGGCCACCGUGUUCAUGUGUGCCCAGUCAGCCCCCUUGAACCAAGAGCCAGUUGUGUGUGCUGAUAUCGGUACAGCACACUCAGCUGCAGUCACAGCUUCUGGCCAGUGUUACACCUUUGGGAGCAACCAACACGGGCAGCUGGGCACCAACUCCUGCCGCAACAGUCGUGUGCCCCACCUGGUUGUGGGGCUCCGGGCCAUGAAGGUCACUGUGGUAGCUUGUGGGGAUGCCUUCACUGUGGCUAUUGGAGCAGAUGGUGAGGUAUGCACCUGGGGGAAAGGAGCCAGGGGACGCUUGGGCAGGAAAGAUGAGGAAACAGGAACGCCAAGGCCUGUGCAGCUGGAGGAGACACAUCCAUACGUGGUGACCUCUGUAGCCUGCUGCCAUGGGAACACACUGCUGGCUGUAAAGCCUGCCGGGGAAGAGGCACCAUCCCAGUGAGAGGGAUGGCAUCCAGCCUUGCCAUACAGCUGCAGGCUGCUCCUGCCAUGCCUGUCCUUCUGCUGGACCUACUCCCCAGAUUCUGCUGCACAACAGGGAGCUCCUAACGAUGGUUCCCCAGAACCAGAGCUGCUCUCGUGGGUCAGUGAAGUUUGCUGUGGCCCUGAAGUGCCUGUGUUUGGUGGGUCUUGCUGUUGGAAGUGCGUUUGGGUGCAGAAGGGCUCUCCUCUGCCGCCGGUGAUGAGCACAGAGGUUGUUUUUCCCCGUGGAAACUCUCUGGUUACAAAGCCCAGGCUGACAGCUCGGUGUCUGAGAGAGCUGUCAGCCUUUGCGCAGCAGUGUCUGGAGUUACAGCCCCAGGCGCUGUGCUGGGUGACUAAGAGCAAACCUCUUUUCUAAUUAGACAAGUCAGUCCUCUCCCAUCCCCCCCUUCAAGCAUUUUUGCCCAUUUGUUGAGCUGUUCAUCACUCUUCCAAGGGUCCUGCCCUGCACGGCUGGCCUAGCACGAGGCGAGCAGCAUCUCGCUUGUGCAGCACGGCUGCUCCCCAAGUGCUGCCUGGGGCUCUCCAAUUACAGCCUCCUGCAGCCCCAGGAGCCCAGCUGAGCAUCCUCCAGCUGAUGUUUGUCCUCAGGCCCCUUAAAUCCUGCUGCUGCCUGGCUCCAGGCCGAGCGAGUGCGAGGCAGCAAAACACAGGGAGAGAUUGUCUCUAAUUGAAGUUUUUGAACCCAGAUCUCUACAGGGAGAUGAUGAGUUUCCACCAGGGAUCCUUUCUGCAGGCUGGAAGGGGCAGAUCACUGUACCACAGACAGGAGUUACCUUUUUUUAAUCACCAGAAGGGUCGCUUCCUUUCAUGCUUUUAUUCCCCCCCCUCCCCGUAUUGUUGUUAUUAUUUUUUUUUAACUUACAUCUGCCCUGGGCCAUUUUCUGAUGAGUUUCUGUCUCUGAUCUGACAUUGCCUUUCACAUCCAUCUUUGUGCUGUUGCCAAUCCGUUGUGUAUAAAGUCAGUGCUUUCAUAAGCUGGC